This is a messenger RNA of Dermacentor albipictus, 508 nucleotides long. The record is from RefSeq and is a predicted model, not a curated record. Lineage: Eukaryota; Metazoa; Arthropoda; Arachnida; Ixodida; Ixodidae.
AUGGGUUUCGACGACACGUCCGAGUUGCACCCUGCUCUAGCUGUGGCCAAUGCUCAGAGGAGGAGAACAACCUUCAACUUUCAGCCACCUCCUCCACGACACCGCUUCAGCGUGGAGGCAUCGGGCGCGGGUCGCAACCACCGCAACUUCAACGUGGGCGGUUCUGUUCGCGGCGAGUACGACGUGUACCGCGGCAGGGACGGCACUCGGGUGGUGGCCUCUGGCGGAGUGGCACACGGUGCAACCCGCAUCGACGGCAAGACGUACAAAGGCAGGCCUCAGGGAUCCGUGGGCAUCGGCGUCGAGAUCCCGAUCGGAAAGGGUCGAUGACUUCGGCGACGUACGCGUUGGUGCCUCGAAGAUCAGCUUAGGCGGAGAGAACUGCGAAUACGGCAUUCAUUUACAGAGCAGCCUUGUUUUUUUCUUUGAAAACAGCGUGACGAAUUUAAAGAACGAGGAAUUGCUCUGUUGCGCUAUAGAAAUGAGUAAAGUCUUCAUUCUAGCCUAA